AUGUGCAACUCCUGUUGUGGGUCCGUCUGCUCUGACCAGGGCUGUGGCCAGGAGACCUGUUGCAGGACCACCUGCUGCCGCCCCAGCUGCUGCAUCUCCAGCUGCUGCAGGCCCCUGUGCUGCCAGCCCACCUGCUGCCAGCCCACCUGCUGCCGCCCUUCCUGCUGCAUCUCUAGCUGCUGCAGCCCCAGCUGCUGCCAGACCACCUGCUGCAGGACCACCUGCUGCCGCCCCAGCUGCUGCAUCUCCAGCUGCUGCAGGCCCCAGUGCUGCCAGUCCACCUGCUGCCGCCCUUCCUGCUGCAUCUCUAGCUGCUGCCGCCCCAGCUGCAACCAGACCACCUGCUGCAGGACCCAGUGCUGCCGCCCCAGCUGCUGCGUGUCUACCUGCUGCAGGCCCCAGUGCUGCCAGUCCGUGUGCUGCCAGCCCACCUGCUGCCGCCCCAGUUGCUGCAUCUCCAGCUGCUGCCGUCCCUCAUGCUGUGGUUCCAGCUGCUGUAGACCCCCCUGCUGCAUCUCCAGUUGCUGUCGUCCCAGCUGCUGCCAGACCACCUGCUGUAGAACUCAGUGCUUCCGCCCUUGCUGCUGUGUGUCCAGCUGCCGCCCCAGCUGCUGCCAGAUCUCCUGCUGCCGCCCAAUCUGCUCUAGUAGUUCUUGUUGCUGA
Messenger RNA from Carlito syrichta (Philippine tarsier), 663 nucleotides. RefSeq names its product keratin-associated protein 4-6-like. The record is from RefSeq and is a predicted model, not a curated record. Lineage: Eukaryota; Metazoa; Chordata; Mammalia; Primates; Tarsiidae. The transcript has a single exon. Bases 1 to 663 code for a protein of 220 amino acids. Gene Ontology annotation, cellular component: keratin filament.